Molecule: messenger RNA, 1274 nt
Organism: Drosophila novamexicana
Lineage: Eukaryota; Metazoa; Arthropoda; Insecta; Diptera; Drosophilidae
Exons: 3
Coding region: 61-972 (303 amino acids)
Source: RefSeq, a predicted model, not a curated record
AGCAUCAAAACAUAAUCAAAACACACGAACAUUGAUGCGUCAAUUUAUAUUUGUUGAAAAAUGGAAUCUAUAAACUUUAACGACUUUUCCGUUAAGGAGCGUCAUGAGAUAAUCACAGCAUUCCUGAUCAAAAUGCGUAAGGCCAAUUCGAUGCACAGUGCGCAUAGCUUCUUCCAGUAUUAUCUAAAACAAUUUUACAAGAUACCAUCAAACCUGCUCGACGACAUUAUCUAUUGUCAGCGCGCUUUGAAAAAUUAUUUGGCUGUCCAUCAGACAAUCACAAAUGUUUUUGCCGAGCAACCAGAUGCAGACCCGGAGACCAAGAACAACUAUCUGCUUGAGAUAGAAGAGGUUCUCCACGAAAUCAAUGCAGAGUGCAAAUAUUUGCUGAUUCGGCUGGAAGAGGACAUUUACCACUUUUGUCUACCCUUUACGGAGCAACAGCUGCAACCCAAUGGCAAUUUGAUCAAUGAAAUGGUCAGCGAAGCCGUGGUUCCUCUCGUCUGUAGCAGCCUUUUGCCAUUUAAGCCCCAUUCGGUGGCAGAGCGUCCCACAGAAAGUCAGUUGCUACGCAAGUACUUUACCGUCAGCACAGAGCCAAAGACAAAAGCUUCGUUAAGGACCAAAGACGAAAACCCUAAACCCAUCAAAUCGGCGGCGCCAAAAAAGAAACCAAUUCCGGACGCAGACGCUGCUGUGACAAAAGCGCCCGCCAAACAAGCCACAAAGCCUGCUGCGCCAGCCUCUGAGGCUGCCAGUAAGACCGAUGCGGUAAAUGCCAGUCGCCUUCAUUUGCAGGCGGCGCUGAAGCGAGCCCGUCUUAACAAGCAGGUAAACUGCGAUGCCAAACCGGCAAGUCCAAAGGAGUCGUUCUUGCAAUCCUUCGGCCUCUGCACACAGCUGGAGCACAAGCGCAUGCUUUUGUCCCGGGCGCUGAAUCAAAAACGAAAUCCAAGGCUUACACAAAAUUAGAUGCCGACCCUACAAUAACAAUAUGGAUGUUGUGCUCGUGUAUCAUACGUUACUUAAGUUCCUAUAGGUCAACGUAGUAUGAAAUCCAAUUAAGUUUUAUAAAAUUGAAGUUAAACCGCCAACAAUCUGCAGAUAAACCUGCAGUCUAACAUGUUUAAUAGCUACAUGAAAGAGAAAACCUUUUAAAACUUGACCCAAGCCAUAGUUUUGCUUUAAAUACUAUAGUUUAGCCUUCCUUUACAAAUAUUUUUAUAUAAUAUCUAGAUUAGUUGUAUAAAAAAGGCUAUGAAUGUAGCCAAAAA